This is a messenger RNA of Lates calcarifer (barramundi perch), 5270 nucleotides long. Its product is annotated as GTPase IMAP family member 8. The transcript is spliced from 6 exons. NCBI's taxonomy places the organism in Eukaryota, Metazoa, Chordata, Actinopteri, Centropomidae. Bases 623 to 3970 code for a protein of 1115 amino acids. Gene Ontology annotation, molecular function: GTP binding. The record is from RefSeq and is a predicted model, not a curated record.
ACAACAGGAGACUGGAAACUGUAGUCUGCACUGACUCCACAAGAUGGCGCCCGAGCUACAAAAAGAAAACCUGAUGGAAACAAAGCCCAGAGGGAAAAGAGACGUUACAGCCUGUACUGUAUUACAGACAAGAUUUAAACAGUUCACAGCAUAAUGGGAACAGAUAGAAGUGACAUAAUCUUAUACAGUAGGUUUCUGUUGUUACAUAUAGAAUGGAAAACGGAGAUUAAUUAAAAAGUCGGUCUCAAUACUGUAAGCCUACUCAACCUGUUGAAUUGAAAUGUCGAUGGUUGAGAUUCCGCUCUCCUCCUCUCUUUCCCCUCCCAUAUUUUUUCUCAGCUGUUUUUACUCUGUUUCUAUCAUCGAUCGGCGGCAAGCGAUGGAAUAUCAGCAGAAUUUAAACCAAACCAAAAGUAAAGACAAAAUAAAUAAAACAGAAUCGAGUUUUAUAGAUCAAUAACAUAGAUUCUUCAACAGCACGUUUGACAUCAGUACUGAAAAUGUUACCACUCGUCCUCAGAAACUCUGACACUGCCAGCUCUAGGCCCAUGACUUCAGGUUGUUAAUGCAGCAGUUGGUCUUCAGUUGAAUCAGUGUCUGAUGUGUCCAGCAGAGUGACAUCAUGGCGACUGCAGCAUCUGAUCGUCUGCAUCCCUUGAGGCGCAGGAACAGCAUUAAGUCCCUGCCACCACACAUGUCUGAGCUGAGGGUUGUUCUGCUGGGAAACAGCUGCUCUGAGAGGAAUUCAGUUGGAAACUUAAUAAUGGGAACACCUGUGUUCAGCACUGAAGAAGAAGCAGACUAUUGCCAGAGAGUCAAAGGACAGUUAAAAGGGAAACACAUAGUUCUCGUCAACACCCCAGAUCUACUGCUUCCUGACAUCUCUGAACACAAACUGACAGAACAUGUAGAAACCUGUGUGAGACUCUGUGAUCCUGGACCUCAUGUGUUCCUGCUGGUUCUACAGCCUGAAGACUUCACUGAGGAACACAAUCUGAGGCUCUGCAGAGUCCUUCAACUCUUCAGUAAUCAAUCAUUUGAUCAUUCACUGGUUCUGAUAUCAACAUCAACAUCCAGAGAGGAGAGGGCAGGUUGGAGAAGACAUGAAGACCUGAUCAGAAAAUGUCAAAACAGGCACCUGAAGCUAAAGAAUCUUGAACAUUCAGAGCUGUUAAUACACUUGGCACUAGUUGUAAAUAAGAACAAUGGACAGCACGUUUGCUAUAAGAGAUCUGUGGACACAACAAUAACUUUACCAGGAGGUCACCAAAGGCCAAAACAAAAACAAACACAGAUUCCUGUCUCAGAGGCUGUUAAAGCUGCUGCAUCAUUCAGGAUUGUGCUACUGGGGAAGAGUGAUGACAAAAAGACAGAACUUGGUAAUUCCAUCAUCACAGACCAAGUUUUUCAUCAUCAAAAACAUUCUCCAACCAGUCAUUGUGUGGCCUCCUCUGGAGAGUGGAGAGGAAAACCAUUAACAGUGGUGAAAACUCCAGACUGGUUCAGUCUGUCUGAGGAAGCAGUGAGAAAAGAAGUGAAGAGCUGUGUGAGUCUUUGUCGUCCUGGACCAAAUGUUCUGCUGCUGUUAGUGAAACCUUCUGAUUUCACUGAGGAGAACAGAAAAACACUGAAGUUCAUCCUGAGUUUGUUUGGUCAAGAUGCUUUUAGAUACUCAAUGGUCGUCAUGACACAUGAGGGGAUCGGAAUGAGUGACUCUGUUAAUGAACUCCUUAAAGACUGCAGAGGAAGACACUACAAGAUGUUGGAAGAUAACCAUGAAGCAUUAAUGGAGAAGACUGAAGAAACUGCAAGUGAACACAUCAAACCAUCUUUAAACCUGGUUCUGUGUGGGAGGAGAGGAGCAGGGAAGACUUCAGCAGCCAAGGCCAUUUUAGGUCAGACAGAGCUUCAUUCAGUCUCCACCUCAUCAGAGUGUGUUAAACAUCAGGGAGAGGUGUGUGGACGUUGGGUUUCCCUGGUAGAGCUGCCUGCCUUGUAUGGAAAACCUCAGGAGGCAGUGAUGGAGGAAUCAUUCAGGUGUAUCUCCCUCUGUGAUCCUGAGGGCGUCCAUGCCUUCAUCCUGGUCCUACCUGUGGGUCCCCUCACUGAUGAAGACAAGGGAGAGUUAGAGACCAUCCAGAACACAUUCAGCUCUCCAGUCAUUGACAUCACCAUGAUUCUGUUCACUGUGGAGUCAGAUCCUACAGCUCCAGCUGUUGGUAACUUUGUAAAGGAAAACAAGAACAUCCAGGAGCUCUGUCAGAGCUGUGGAGGAAGAUCUGUUGUUGUCAACAUCAAGGACAAACAGCAGAUCCCAGAGCUGUUGGAUGCUGUGGAAAAGAUGAGACAUAGAGGAUCCAGAUCAUUCACAAAGGACAUGUUCACCAAGGCUCAGAUUGAGAGGGUUUCAAACCUCAAAGCUGAACUUCAGGGUGUGAAACAGAGGAGUCAGAUGGGAGAUGAUGAUAAAAAUCAGAGCAGAGAGCCUCUCAGGAUGGUGCUGAUUGGACGGACUGGCAGUGGGAAGAGUGCAACUGGAAACACCAUUCUGGGAGAAGAACAUUUUAAAUCUAUAGUCUGCACAAUGUCUGUGACCAAGUUUUGCCAAAAAGCAUCAGCAGAGAUUGAUGGACGGCCUGUUGUUGUGGUUGACACCCCCGGCUUAUUCGACACUUCUCUGUCCAAUGAUGAAAUUCAAGAGGAACUCGUGAAAUGUAUCAGCCUGUUGUCUCCUGGACCUCAUGUGUUUCUACUGGUUCUGCAGAUCGGACGAUUCACACAGGAGGAGAAAGAUUCAGUCAAACUGAUUAAGAAAUAUUUUGGCAAGAAUUCAGGAAAUUUCAUCAUCAUUAUAUUCACCAGAGGAGAUGAUCUGAAGAAUACAACUAUUGAGAGUUACAUAGAAAACAGUGAUAACUUUGUAAAAAAACUGAUCUCUGACUGUGGAGGAAGAUACCAGGUCUUCAAUAACAACGAGACAGACCGCACACAGGUCAGAGAGCUGAUGACAAAGUCCAACAACAUGGUGAAGGAAAAUGGCGGCAGCUGUUACACCUCAGAGAUGUUCCAAGAAGCAGAGGCAGCGAUACAGAAGGAAGUGAAGAGAGUCCUGAAGGAGAAGGAAGAAGAGAUGAAGCAGAAGGAGGAGGAACUGAGAAGAAAACAUGAGGAAGAAAUGGCAGCAGUGACGAGAAAAAUGGAAGAACAGAAGGCAGAAAUUGAAAAGGAGAGAGUCAAACAACUUAAAGAGAUGGAAGAAAACAUCAACAAAGAACGUGAGGAGAGAGAGAAAGAACAGGAAAAGAGAAGAAAGGAGGACAGAAAGAGAAGAGAGCAGGAAGAAAUUAAAAAACAGGAGUGGGAGCAAAAACUUAAAGAUCUGGAGAAAAAAAUAAAAUCUGGACAGAGCAGAGAGGAGAUGAGAAAACAACAAGAGAACUGGGAAAAUGAAAGAAAAGAGUGGUGGGAAAAACGACAUCGAGAAAAUGAACAGAGACGACUGAAAGAACAAGAAAGACUGAGAAAGCUGCAAGAAGAAUAUGAACAGGAAAGAGAAAGAUAUGAAAACCAAAGAAAAGAAGAAGAACGAAUCAGAAGACAUGAAGAGCAGAAAGAAAGAAAAGACUUAGAAGAAAACUAUAAGAAAAAACUGGAGGAAAUGAAGAAGAAACAUGAAGAGGAGGCUAGAAGACAAGCUGAAGAAUUCAAUGAGUUCAGGCAGAAAUACACCAAAGACUUUACAGCGUUGUUAGAUAAACACAUGGAGGAAAUAAAGGACCUGAAGCAAAGACAUGAGAGACAGAUGGAAGAGACAGAAGAGAAACACAACAAAGAGUAUAAACUGUUAGGUGAGCUCUCGAGCUACAAGGAGAAAUAUCUAAAGGAAGAAAUGGAGGAGUUGAAGGAAAAACAUGAAGAAGAUAUAAAAAAUUUGAAAAAGAAAUACAAAGGUAGAUGUACCACCUCCUGAUCUGUGAUGCAGGUUUCAGUAAUUAAUCUUCAGCUCCUGAUGAGACAGCAGCUCAUUACAGUCAGCACUGGGACUGAGCUCUUGGCAGAUCAUGAUCAUGUCCAUAUACAGUGUGUCCCUCCAUUCUCAUCUGAUCUGAUAUUAUUUCUUAAAAGGAUCAGUGUGUGGGAUUUAGUGGCAUCUAGUGGUGAGUUUUCACAUUGCAAUCAACUGAAACCUCCCUCCUUUUCCAAGUGUGUAAGGAGGAUGAAAUCAAAUCAUGACUAUUAUAUGCAGUCUCUCCUGGUAGAUCCUCCUGAAUCCUUCACACUGGUCCUUUAACAUGACCUCCUCGUCCACAAUGAUGCAUCCUGUGUCUCCUCCCUGAUGAUAGAAACAUGCUAAAUAUUGUAUUGUUCUUCAUGUAGCACCAACUGAUAAUCAGGAAAUCAAAGAAAUUAACUUUGUACUUUCUGACUCUUAUACACAACAGAAUGAUGAACCAGAGUAAAUAUAUAUUUUGUUGUUGUUUGUUUUGGGUUUUUUUUCUAAAUACCUGCUUGGUUCUGUCUUUAUUUACUGUGGAAAAUAUGAAUAUUUCAACAUGUGUAUCAAUGUGGAGUCAGUGCAGUGAAGAAUGACACUGUGACAGUCAGCUAUGUGUAUAUGGACCGAAUAGACAGUGUUCAGUUUAUAUAAUACAUGUAAUAAUAAAACCGCCAGUGAAAUAUGAAUGUGUAUUUGAUAAUAUGAUGGGGAUCAUUUGUGAGUUUUGACUCAGUUUUCUAUUUUUGUCAUGUUUUUGGGGAUUUGUUGAAGAAACCUUAACUGGAAGUUAAUAUGAAUGAACUGAAAUAAUAUUGUGCUUCAGUGUGUCAGCUGUAAUGUGCAGUGUAUCAGUAUAAACAGACAGGAGGUUAGAAAAAGAAAAACCUCUACAGCUUGGGUUAAAGUCAUUUUCAUAAAUAGUGAUUUCUUGAAAUGCGGUGGAUCAAGUUGUUUAACUGUUGUAGAGAAACUACUGUGGGAAAAAACAACUACUUUUUACCUAAUUCAUAUUUAAAUUUGAUGUAAUGGCAAAUAUAAACCUCAUAUUAUAACAAUUAGUCAAAUAUGAACACAUUUUUUUGUAAACAUUAUUUUCUUGUAUUCCAUAUUUUAAUGUUAUUGGUUCAUUUACUGGUUUAACGUUAUAGUAGGUAACGGGAGGAGGGGUCUCACCUGAACUAUUUAGAGAUGAUGUUUCCUCUUUUCUUCAGUGUGAAUUUCUUGUUGUUUGUGCCAAAAAGAUCUUUUAUUAACUCAUGAAUAAAACGUUGUU